This is a messenger RNA of Gorilla gorilla gorilla (western lowland gorilla), 2475 nucleotides long. It is a transcript of the gene PPP3CC, whose product is annotated as protein phosphatase 3 catalytic subunit gamma. The record is from RefSeq and is a predicted model, not a curated record. The coding region runs from base 945 to 2135 and encodes 396 amino acids. Gene Ontology annotation, biological process: calcineurin-mediated signaling. Gene Ontology annotation, molecular function: calmodulin-dependent protein phosphatase activity. The transcript has 13 exons. Lineage: Eukaryota; Metazoa; Chordata; Mammalia; Primates; Hominidae.
AUUUUAAAUUUUGAGCUGCCAUCUUGCGUCCCCGUGUGUGUGCACCUAAUCUCAGCUGGUGGUCCACCCGAGACCCCCAAGCACCAACCCUAGCCCCCCACGUGGCCCCUUAUCUGCUCUGAGAAGAUGAAACCAACAAUUAUGAGCCAGGAAAGACUUGCCAAACUGCAGGCACAAGUGUGCAUUGGUGGGAAAGGAAUGGUUCACAGAAAGAAGAAGGUGGUUCAUAGAACAGCCACAGCAGAUGAUAAAAAACUUCAGUUCUCCUUAAAGAAGUUAGAGGUAAACAGUAUCUCUGGUAUUGAAGAGGUGAAUAUGUUUACAAACCAAGGAACAGUGAUCCACUUUAACAACAGAGAUGCCAGCAAACUCUUUCACCAUUACAGGCCAUGCUGAGACAAAGCAGCUGAUGGAAAUGCUACCCAGCAUCUUAAACCAGCUUGGUGCACACUGUCUGACUAGUUUAAGGAGACUGGCUGAAGCUCUGCCCAAACAGUGUGUGAAUGGAAAAGCACCACUUGCUACUGGAGAGGAUGACGAUGAAGUUCCAGCUCUUGUGGAGAAUUUUGAUGAGGCUUCCAAGAAUGAGGCAAACUGAAUUGAGUCAACUUCUGAAGAUAAAACUUGAAGAAAUUACUGGGAGCUGCUAUUUUAUAUUAUGACUGCUUUUUAAGAAAUUUUUGUUUAUGGAUCUGAUAAAAUCUAGAUCUCUAAUAUUUUUAAGCCCAAGCUCCUUGGACACUGCAGCUCUUUUCAGUUUUUGCUUAUAUACAGUUCAUUCUUUGCAGCUAAUUAAGCUGAAGAAUCCUGGGAAUCAAGUUUGAAACAAAGGCCUCUGUAUUAGUUCUUUUUCAUGCUGCUGAUAAAGACAUACCCAAAAUUGGGAACAAAAAGAGGUUUAAUUGGACUUAACAGAUCCGCAUGGCUGGGGAGGCCUCAGAAUCAUGGAGGGAGACAAAAGGCAAAAGUGUGUGCUGUAUUUAUGGAGUUUAAAGAUUAAUCAUCCCAAAACAUUGUUUCUGCUUCGGGGAAAUCAUGAAUGCAGGCAUCUUACAGACUAUUUCACCUUCAAACAGGAAUGUCGAAUCAAAUAUUCGGAACAGGUGUAUGAUGCCUGUAUGGAGACAUUUGACUGUCUUCCUCUUGCUGCCCUCUUAAACCAGCAGUUUCUCUGUGUACAUGGAGGAAUGUCACCUGAAAUUACUUCUUUAGAUGACAUUAGGAAAUUAGACAGGUUUACGGAACCUCCCGCCUUUGGACCUGUGUGUGACCUGCUUUGGUCUGAUCCCUCAGAGGAUUAUGGCAAUGAGAAGACCUUGGAGCACUAUACCCACAACACUGUCCGAGGGUGCUCUUAUUUCUACAGUUACCCUGCAGUUUGUGAGUUUUUGCAGAACAAUAAUUUACUAUCAAUUAUCAGAGCCCAUGAAGCCCAAGAUGCUGGGUAUCGAAUGUACAGGAAGAGCCAAGCAACAGGCUUUCCAUCACUUAUUACAAUUUUCUCUGCCCCCAAUUACCUAGAUGUCUAUAACAAUAAAGCUGCUGUGUUGAAAUAUGAAAACAAUGUCAUGAAUAUCAGGCAGUUUAACUGUUCUCCACACCCCUACUGGCUUCCAAACUUUAUGGAUGUUUUCACAUGGUCUUUGCCUUUUGUUGGGGAAAAAGUCACAGAGAUGCUGGUAAAUGUGCUCAACAUAUGCUCUGAUGACGAACUGAUUUCUGAUGAUGAAGCAGAAGGAAGCACUACAGUUCGUAAGGAGAUCAUCAGGAAUAAGAUCAGAGCCAUUGGGAAGAUGGCACGGGUCUUUUCAAUUCUUCGGCAAGAAAGUGAGAGUGUGCUGACUCUCAAGGGCCUGACUCCCACAGGCACACUCCCUCUGGGCGUCCUCUCAGGAGGCAAGCAGACUAUCGAGACAGCCACAGUAGAAGCGGUAGAGGCCCGGGAAGCCAUCAGAGGGUUCUCGCUUCAGCACAAGAUCCGGAGUUUUGAAGAAGCGCGAGGUCUGGACCGAAUUAAUGAGCGAAUGCCACCCCGAAAGGAUAGCAUACACGCUGACGGGCCAAUGAAAUCUGUAACCUCAGCACACUCACAUGCUGCGCACAGGAGCGACCAAGGGAAGAAAGCCCAGUCAUGACUUAGAGUCCUGCCGUGGCUCAGGUGGAUCUAAAACUCAAGAACAAAUUUUAUUUAUUUAUUAUUGGAAAAUGAAAAGCAACUCAAACAACUUCAACCUGGAGGUGCAUUUAUAAUUCAGUCUGCAUUUAUUCUGUAAAAAGGUGACUGUUUUAUAAAUUCUUUUAAUUUAUGUUCAAUAUAUAUAAAAAGUGCAUCUGUUUUGUUUUUCCCUUUUUUUCCAUAAUUUUAAGAAAUGAAUCUGAUUGUUGUCAACACAUUUGUGAAGUCUUGUGCUAUAAAGGGGAACUUCCCUUAAUAAAAGGGCCUUGGAAACCUCAAACCUGGGUUUCUGACUUGAA